Molecule: messenger RNA, 1879 nt
Organism: Pollicipes pollicipes
Lineage: Eukaryota; Metazoa; Arthropoda; Thecostraca; Pollicipedomorpha; Pollicipedidae
Product: prostaglandin reductase 1
Exons: 3
Coding region: 41-1159 (372 amino acids)
Biological process (GO): prostaglandin metabolic process
Molecular function (GO): 15-oxoprostaglandin 13-reductase [NAD(P)+] activity
Source: RefSeq, a predicted model, not a curated record
CAGUGGCGCCCCCACCGGAGCGGCCGGCGCAGGGACAGCCAUGUGGGCCAGAGCGGGUGGAGCAGUUGGCCGCGCAGUGAGCCUCUCGCUGCUGAGGAGCGCGACCAGAUCGGAGGUUCGUCCGCUACCUUGUCAGCCCGUCCGCCAGAUGUCAGCUCGAGUGUGGUGCCUGGCGACGCGGCCGGACGGCCCGGCCAAGGCGUCGGAUUUCCAGCUGAAGGAGGAGCCGCUGCCGGAGCCGAAGGAGGGUGACGUGCUGCUGGAGGCCGAGUUCCUCAGCGUUGACCCGUACAUGCGGGCGUUUGCCUCACAGCUCCCGCUGGGAGAGCCCAUGCCCGGCGCUCAGGUGGCCAAGGUGGUGAGCUCCCGCUGUCCGACGCUGGCCGAGGGUCGCCGGGUGCUGGUGGCCGCUGGCUGGCGGGAGCGGUCGGUGGUGUCGCCGGAGACGGGCCGGCCGGGCGGCGCGCCCGUUGUGCCGCUACCAGCCGCCGCGCCCGUUUCCUACUCCCACUACCUGGGCGUGGUGGGCAUGACUGGCCUGACGGCCUACUGCGCCGUACACGACCUGCUGCAGCCGCAGCCCGGCCAGACGCUGGUGGUGAACGCUGCCGCCGGCGCCGUCGGCUCGGUGGUCGGCCAGAUUGGCCGCAUUCUGGGCGCGCGUGUCAUCGGGUAUGCCGGCAGCGAUGACAAGGUGGCCUGGCUCAAGGACACGCUCAAGUUUGACGAGGCGUUCAACUACAAGACGCAGGAUUUGGCGGAGACGCUGCGCGCCGCGGCGCCCGAUGGCGUUAACUGUUACUUCGACGCCGUCGGCGGCAAGUUCUCUGCCACAGUGGUACAGCAGAUGGCCGACAAGGGCCGGAUCGCCUGUAUCGGCGCCAGCAGCGGCUACAACGACAAGACGGCGGCCACCAGCGGCCCCUUUCCUGAGCUGGCCAUCAUCAUGAAGCAGCUGACCAUCACGGGAUUCCAGUACUUCUCACAGGACUUGGCCUCGGAGAAAUUUCAGGCGGCACGCGCCCAGCUGGCGCAAUGGGUGGCCGAGGGCAAGCUGGAGGCCAAGCAGACCUUUACAGACGGCUUCCAGAACAUGCCGCAGGCGCUGCUGGACAUGAUGGCCGGCAAGAACACCGGGAAGAUGGUGGUUCGCGCCUAAGCGAGCACGUGACGUCUGUGAGGAACCUGGAAAUUGUACUCAGGUGCAAAACUGUGCUGAAAUCCGUUUCUGCAUGCUUGUAUGUUUUAUUUCCUUGCGAUACGCUUCAACACACUACGUGGUUGCCGCGCUGUAAUGCAGGAGCGUAAACUCGUAGUACCCCCCCCGGUAGGCAUAUGCCACCUCCAUAUCAAAUGCAUGGAAUGUAUUAAUAUGUAUGUGACUAAAUGCUGACGGUAAGAAAUUUCCGGUAAAUACGUAAAAAUGACAACACCGAGAGGAUGCGACGGUGUUGUUUUUUUUUUGCGGCACCCAGGACCCCGCGCGCGCUAAGUUCGGUGUUCAGUAUAAAAGUUGUGUUCCCCAUAUGAAAUCCUGCACACACCCCUGCCUUGUGUAAGAUCAGAGCCAGCUACAGGACGCGCACGAUUGGCUUAAUGACAUCGUGCAGUUACAGUGCGUUGAAGACGGCGCAAAUACGCCACAACUUGUCUCACUAUGCGUGUAGGAAUUUUGCUUUCACCGCUUCUGCAGUUAUGGGCGCAUAAAGUUACAGGGUAUUUGAGUAUGAGAACGCAUGUAGGCAUCAUCAUCUAUGAUAGAGACUGUUUUAUAUAAGGUCUAUUUCAUCUGCGCUUCUGGUGUAUGGUUCAUUGUUUAGGAGUUACAAACAGGAAACGGAUCCUUUGGUGGUGGAAAAUAAAGUGGACGCCAACAGAU